This is a messenger RNA of Oncorhynchus masou masou (cherry salmon), 3872 nucleotides long. It is a transcript of the gene mfsd6b, whose product is annotated as major facilitator superfamily domain containing 6b. Lineage: Eukaryota; Metazoa; Chordata; Actinopteri; Salmoniformes; Salmonidae. Gene Ontology annotation, biological process: antigen processing and presentation of exogenous peptide antigen via MHC class I. Gene Ontology annotation, cellular component: plasma membrane. The record is from RefSeq and is a predicted model, not a curated record. The transcript has 9 exons. Bases 230 to 2659 code for a protein of 809 amino acids.
AGCGGCUGAAACACAAAAAGGAAAAUGGAUAGAUGCAUUAGGUGCACUCAACUCAUGCAGCAGUGUCUCGAACUCCGAAAUGGUUUGGCAGUCGUGGGCAGUUUAUUCACCCGAUGACAGUCGUCGCCAAUUGGACACCUAAAUGAUGGACUCAAGAAGAUAGGCUACAUUCUAUACAAGCGGUCUAUCCUCCAACAACCUUGAAACUUUGAAACAAUAAUUUUGGGAGAUGGCGAGUGACGACCAGGUGGCCAUCUUGACAGACGACGAGGAGGAUCAGAAGAGGAAGUACGUCAUGGCAGAACCCUUCAACACCCUGUCCAAAACCCUGGAUCAGAUGGCAGCAGGUGCGGACACCACCGCUGCCUCCCAAGGUCCAGCAUCACCCCCGACAGACGCAUCUGACACCCCCAGCAAUGACUGCCUGGAGAGGAACUGCGUGCAGAUCAACAACCACCUACUCAUCUCCAAGGUCUUCUACUUCUUCUUCUAUGCGGCCUAUGGGUCCCUGCACCCUUUGCUGUCUGUCUACUACAAGCAACUGGGCAUGACGCCCAGCCAGAGUGGCCUGCUGGUCGGGAUUCGGUACUUCAUAGAAUUCUGCAGCGCCCCCUUUUGGGGGGUGGUGGCGGACCGCUUCAAGAAGGGCAAGGUGGUGCUGCUGUUCUCCGUCUUCUGCUGGUUGGUGUUCAACUGCGGGAUCGGCUUCAUCAAGCCUGCCUCCAUGACCUGCGUGGAAAGGAAACCUACAGUCGUGUCCCCCACCAGUCCCGCCCAGAUCGGUCCGUUGGCCAAUCACAGCAGGAACCGCAGGGGUGCGAGUGGAGACUUUUUCCCCCUCCCUUUUGCAUCAGACUCAGUUAGCGGUCCCCUGCACAGGUAUGUGAGGAGCGAUGGUGGUAAUAUCACUGGACCCAGUACUGUCACGGGACCUGUGCCUUCCUCCACCAUCUCCACAACAAUGUUGACAUCUUCCCCCUCCACCUCCACCACCACCACCACCACCAAAACAAAAACAACAACAUCAAAAACAGCAGCAACAACAACAGCCGGCUCAAAACCUGCCUCAAAUCUGACCAUGACCAAACCAACCACCACAACCACCACUACCAAAGUCUAUGACAUCAUCUCCAACCACGACCAGGUGGAGACCAUCUUCCUCCUGAUCCUGCUGGUCAUCAUCAUCGGCGAGUUCUUCAGUGCUCCGGCCAUGACCAUCGUGGACACGCGCACCCUGCAGUACCUGGGCCCCCACCGGGACCGCUAUGGUCUGCAGAGGAUGUGGGGCUCCCUGGGCUGGGGCCUGGCAAUGUUGUGUGUGGGCAUCUGGAUCGACCACACCCACAUCAAGCUCUUCAUCCAGGGCACCGGCUGCAUCGUGCCUGAUUACAAGAACUACCAGAUAGCCUUUAUUGUCUUUGGUGUCCUGAUGGCCGUUGCUUUUGUAGUGUCUACUCAGUUCUACUUUGAGAGUAGUACUAAUGACCAUCGGCCAAUGGAGGCACAGGUGGAGGAGGAUAAGAGACAGGAUAUGGAAUCUCCUCAAACGUCCAGUGGCGUUUCAUCUCCCGAAGGGCAUACGGUGGAAUCGUUAGAAUCUCAACGUUCCAUCAGCCAGCGGUUCCUUUACUGGGACCUCCUUCGGCUGCUGUGCAGUGUGCAAUACAGCUCUGUGCUCUUCGUGGCCUGGUUCAUGGGAUUUGGCUACGGCUUCGUGUUCACUUUCCUCUACUGGCACCUGGAGGACCUGAAGGGGACCACCACGCUUUUUGGAGUCUGCUCGGUGCUGAGCCACAUCUCGGAGCUGGUAGCCUACUUCACCAGCCACAAGCUCAUAGAGCUCAUCGGCCAUAUAAGGGUGCUGUACAUCGGGCUGGCCUGCAACACGGCCCGCUAUCUGUACAUUUCCUACCUGGAGAACGCCUGGGUUGUCCUGCCCAUGGAGGUCCUUCAAGGUGUGACCCAUGCCUCAGUGUGGGCAGCGUGUAUCUCCUACCUGAGUGCUGCUGUACCUCCAGAGCUGAGGACCUCUGCCCAGGGUAUCCUCCAGGGCCUGCACCUGGGGCUGGGCCGGGGCUGUGGGGCCAUGGUGGGGGGAGUGUUUGUCAACUUCUUUGGAGCAGCCCACACCUUCAGAGGGAUAGGAAUCGCCUCCCUCGUCAUCCUCCUCCUCUUCGCUCUCAUCCAAUGGCUGGCUGUGCAGAGUGGGGAGAAAAAUACCAAAAUGCUGGCGGAGAACAUUCCCGUCCCCUCCAGUCCCGUUCCCAUAGCAACCAUCGACGUUAUCCAAUCAGAUAACGUCGCCGCAACAACGCCACCACCAAGGAAGACCAAGCACCAGGAGGAGCAGGAGGACAUGAGCAAGCCCGCCUGGGUGGUGUCCGCCUCGCCCUGGGUCUCCCUGGCCUUCGCCCUGCACCAGAUCAGAGAGAUCGCUGCCCUGGCCAGGAGCAGCCCUGCCAACAACCAUCAGCCGCUCGAGGAGAUCAAUGAGAUCAGCAUAGAUGAACCAACAGAUGAAACCUCCCAGUCCUCAUCUCAAGACCCCCCCAGCAGGUCCCCACAGACGGGAUCCUCUCAGGGGGGAACCCCCCUACCUGACCAGGAUCCCCCUAUGCCUGCAGACCAACCACCCCUCCCCACUGGCCACACACAGUAAAGGGGGAACACAUUGCACAUUUUGAGAAACUGUCCCAAAAUGUUUUCCAAGCAACACCACCAACCGACAGUCAAGUGCUGGCGGAAGACCAGUUAUUAAAAGAGUGAAGAGUAUGAUUUUACAGACUGGACAGAAGAAAAAUACAGGCCAAAAUGAGAGGUUAUAUAUUUCCUCUGAGCAGAGGACUUAACCAGGGCCUUUUGGGAUCUGAGGAAAAGCUCUUGCCUUGAAGUAGCUACUGUUGCACUUUCAAAUGGAUGUAAAAAUUGUAAGUUAUUUUUUUAAACUUGGAAAUCUAGAUAUUAGAUUUGAUUGAAUAGGGUUCUAUUUGUCACAAUGGCCCUCAAACUGAUCAAGUGCCUGAGCCUUGUCAUAGGUUGGUGAUUCACACUCAUGCAGAAGUGACACACUCAAUCUAAAUAGCCAUGUGUGUAAUGGCUGCUUACAUAGAGUUUAGGGGCACGUUCAAUAAGAAAACGUUGUGGAACAUUGCAGAGAGAAAUGUUAUGAUUGGAACUGACAGAAAGUCAGAGAGACAUGUUUGUUCUACAUACUAGGCUGUAUCUGGAACAAGUUGCUCUCCUGAAUGUGGCCCUGCUAUUACAUGUAAAUGUUUACUGUGUUUAGUCUGACUAUCAACCACUGAUGCCGUGGAAAAAUACUUAUUUAAAAAAGGUUUAUGAAGUGAUUGUGUCAGAUCUGAUAUCCACCAGGCUUUCAGGGUCUGUAAUGUCUAUUUAACUAUAACACCAUUAGUUAUGGAGAUUCUCUCUCCCCCCCAUAUUUGUCUAAUGCCUGGCCAAAAUUUCACAAACAUAAAAUAUUUAACUACAGUCUUAUUUAGACAGAAAUUACAAGUAUGUCAAAAAGCUUUCCUCCAGGACUAUCUAAAACUGUUUAGACGUGGUAAUGACCUGAGCAUUUUACAUGGCAUGGCUUGUCUGCUGCGUAGCCUAAGCCAAUGUAUUUUAAAUCAGGCAGCCUUUACUACUCUCAGUGCUCUGUGGCCUUUUUGUAUCACUUUUAAAGUGAAACAUCAGUUCACAAUACAAUGUCACUGGAAAAAAGAUGGGCUUAUUUAUUAAUUAAUUGAAACAAACCUUAAAAAGAAUCAUCCUUGGAUCAUAAUGUCCCAAAUCAUCAUUCCCAAAAUACAAAAACAUUAAAAAUGAUGUUUGAUAUAAAAUUACAAUAAACUUUUUUUUCUUUCUGG